This is a messenger RNA of Coniophora puteana RWD-64-598 SS2, 1816 nucleotides long. Its product is annotated as peptidase S28. NCBI's taxonomy places the organism in Eukaryota, Fungi, Basidiomycota, Agaricomycetes, Boletales, Coniophoraceae. Gene Ontology annotation, molecular function: serine-type exopeptidase activity; dipeptidyl-peptidase activity. Bases 58 to 1671 code for a protein of 537 amino acids. The transcript has 9 exons. Gene Ontology annotation, biological process: proteolysis. The record is from RefSeq and is a predicted model, not a curated record.
CCGCGCUCGCCGCCCCCUCUGCCGCGUCGCGUCGCUCCCCCCUCUCCUCAGCCAUCAAUGGUAUCCAAAUCGUGGGGUCGCAGCCUCCUUUUAGCGCUCCCGCUCGCGUCGGCUGUGGCCAACGCCGCGCUCGACCAGGUCCUCGCAAAGGGGCGCCCCGUCAUUCCCAGGCUCGCCCCUCCGCAGCGCCAGAUCGUCGACCAGCAGGGCGCGCCUGUCAACCUGAGCACCGUGUACACGUUUGACCAGCUCAUCGACCACGCGAACCCUGCGCUUGGGACGUUCAAGCAGAGAUACUGGACGUCGAACGAGUAUUACAAGACUGGUGGACCGGUCGUUCUGAUGACUCCCGGCGAGACAAACGCGGACGGCUACGAAUCGAUGCUCACGAACGUGAGUGUCAACGGGCUCAUCGCGCAGCAGAACAACGGCGCGGUCGUCGUCAUCGAGCACCGCUUCUUCGGCCAGUCGAACCCAUACGGCAACCUCACCGCGCAGAGCCUGCGUUACCUCACCAUCGCCCAGGCCAUCGACGACCUCGCGCACUUUGCGCAGACCGUCGAUCUGCCGUGGGCGGGCGGCGACGCGGUGAAGCCCGACAAGACGCCGUGGGUGCUCACGGGCGGGAGCUACGCGGGCGCGCUGACGAGUUGGACGAUGGUCAAGAAGCCAGAUGUGUUCUACGCCGGAUGGUCCUCGUCCGGUGUCGUCGAGGCGAUAACCGACUAUUACGCAUACUUCACCCCGAUCCUCGAGCACAUGCCCAAGAACUGCUCUGCGGACGUGCAAGCCGUCGUCGGCUAUCUCGACCAGCUGAACAGCACAAGCAACGCGACCGGCAUCCAGACGAUGCAAGACACGUUCGGCCUCGGCAACCUCACGCACGCCGACGACUUUGCCCUUGCCCUGACGUACAACCUGGCCGACUGGCAGGAGCUGCAGCCGGACUCGGGCGCGAACCAGACGUUCUACCGGUUCUGCGACGCGCUCGAGGUCAACGCGGGCGGCGAGAGCGCGGGCGAGCAAGGGUGGGGGGUGGAGCACGCUGUGCAGGCGUGGGGCAGCUUCUGGAAGGCGGAGUACUACAACAAGACGUGCGGGACCGCGGACGUGGAGACGUGUUUGGGCACGUACAAUGCGAGCGCGGCGCAGUAUACGAAUACGACGGUGGAUAACGCAACGCGCUCGUGGAUGUGGAUGGUCUGCAACCAGGUCGGCUACUACCAGGUCGGCCCGCCCGCAGACCAGCCCGCCAUCGUGAGCCGCCUCGUCACAGUCGCCGACCAAGAGCGCACCUGCGUCUCCUACUUCCCGCAAGCCUUCCCCGGCGGCCCGCCCGCGCCCACCGUCGCACAGACAAACGCAGAAUACAUGGGCUGGAACGUCUCCGUCCCGCGCCUCUUCUUCGCCAACGGGCUGCGCGACCCCUGGCGCGGCGCGACCGUGUCCGCGGAUGCACGCGGGCGGGGCGCGAACGCGAACGCGGACACGAACACGAGCAGCCGCUGGCAGCCGGUGUACGAAGGCGACGGGUUCCACUGCUCGGACUUGUCUGUCAGGAACGGCGCGGUGGACGCGACGGUUGCGGGCGUGCAGCGCGCGGGGCUGGGGUAUGUGCGGGCGUGGCUCGGCGGGUUUAGGGCUUCUGGUGGCGCGGCGGGGGACCUGUAGAUGGGGCGGAGGUCGGUGUGGUGUGGGAUGUUAGGUUGUUAGGUGGGGUUGGGUUGUGUGUUAGCGACGUCCGGGCGGCUGUUUUUGCUCUAGGUAGUGCGUGGACCAUGACGACGAGUUCGAUGCGGUGGCGAGAUUAUGGUGG